Messenger RNA from Cadophora gregata, 2452 nucleotides. It is a transcript of the gene SET9, whose product is annotated as Histone-lysine N-methyltransferase set9. Gene Ontology annotation, cellular component: nucleus. The record is from RefSeq and is a predicted model, not a curated record. The transcript is spliced from 3 exons. Bases 1 to 1989 code for a protein of 662 amino acids. Gene Ontology annotation, molecular function: histone H4K20 methyltransferase activity; protein binding. NCBI's taxonomy places the organism in Eukaryota, Fungi, Ascomycota, Leotiomycetes, Helotiales, Ploettnerulaceae.
AUGCCUUCUCAACCCGUCUCGCCCAAGAAACAGCGUCUUACGCUUGGACAAUUGGCUGCCUACGACGAUAUCUUGACAGAUGCUCUCGUGGACCAUGUAUACUUCUGGACCACUAUCCGCAAAAAUAAGAACGCCUACCACUCCUCUCGCGGGAUCACAGAAGAAGCAGUCACUGCAAUUCUCCAGAAGCGAGUGAUUGUAGAGAAGGAUGCGGCAAAGGCAGAAGCGGAAAUCCUGGAACUCCCCGCGCUCAAGAAGUUCUCGCAAAAUCUGAAGACGGAAAAAGAAAAGGACGACUUUCGGCGCCACUUGCGGAAGUAUGUCAACAUCUAUCUCCCGGAUUGUCCUUUCGAGGUUUCGAGCACGAAUCGGUACACCAUUAACACUCAUGAGGCCGCGGUCACUGCGCGGAGGUAUAUCAAGAAAGGGGAAGUGGUCAAAUAUCUCUGUGGUAUUCAAGUUAUCAUGACUGAGGAAGAGGAGGAGUUGAUUAAGUCAAGUCGACGUGACUUUAGCAUUGUCGUUUCCAGUCGGAACAAGACGGCAUCUCUGUUUCUAGGACCAGCUCGAUUUGCCAAUCAUGAUUGUGGAGCGAACGCUCGGCUAAUGACCUCUGGAGCUGUCGGAAUGGAUAUCAUUGCUGUUACCGAUAUUGAGGUUGGGGACGAGAUUACUGUGUCAUAUGGCGAGAACUACUUCGGAGAAGAUAACUGCGAAUGCCUUUGUCAGACUUGCGAAAACAAUGGUCUGAAUGGCUGGGCUCGGGGUGAAGCUGAUGAGCAGAAAACACUUGUCCCUCAACCGUCUAUCGAAGAGGAAACUGGAAGCGGGCGUGGUUCUUACUCUUUGCGUCGACGCAGAAGACGAGAUUCGACCGCCUCAUCAAGAGAUGAAUCCAUGACACCUGAAAUCAACAUUCGUCCUUUUGUGUCGAAGGCAACUCCUAGGUCGUUAUCACGAUUCAAGAAUCUCGACUCGCCCCAAGGAAAAUCACCUUCUGUCGAACCGAACGUUUCUCCCCUGAAGCGGAAGCGUUUGGAAGAUUCGACGCCCUCGCCGUCCAAAAAGUCCAAGAAAUCUAGGUACAAGCUCCCGAAAAAGUCUGAGCCAUCCAAUCUCAGCAUUUCGACUUGUGCAAGCACAAAUCCCUCGCCACCCAGCUCAACCAGAUCCAGACGCUGCAGCGCAUCCCCCUCUGGAACUGACAACCAAACAGGUACUGAUGCUACAUCUGUGGACGAGGACACUAUUAUUGUCGAACAUCCGCAACCCAGAGUCAUCAGCCCAACGGUUUCAAAACUACGGAAGACUAAAGCCAGAAAUCAGCCACCCUUGGAACAAGCUCAAUCAGGAGAGCCAAUUCUUGUCGGCGAAUCAACUAGCUUGCAGCAUCCAGUCCUUCAGGAUGACAACUCGAGUACCUCGACUCUCUCGGACAUUAGCAGUGAAAUUUUCUCUCCAGAGGAACUGAAAACCAUAGAGAAGUCUAUGGCAGCAAAGAAAUCCAGAGGAGGAAAUACCAGAAAACGUAAGGCUCCAGAACAGGCCUCAGAUGACGAAGAUGAUGACGACGAGCCGGCCCCAGUCCGCACACGAGGCGAUUAUGUGCUCACAUCACGACUUCUUGCCGAACCAACCUCUGCAUGGAUCACGUGCAAGAUCUGUGAGGAGUCAUUUGUACAACAAAAUGCGUACUUCACACGUUCUUCCUGCCCAAGAUGCGAGCGUCAUAGCAAGCUCUAUGGCUACAUGUGGCCAAAGACUGACAAGGAAGGCAAGAAUGACACAGAAGAGCGAGUUCUAGAUCACCGAACUGUCCACCGCUUCAUCAAGCCACAGGAGGAGCGAGCAAUCCGGAAGAGAAAUCGAAGCACGACCGAAAGUCAGGUGGUUUCGCGAGACGUUAGCGAAGUCGUGCAACCAGAGGCUGUAGAGAAAGCGAAGGGGAAGAGCAGACCACGGAAGAAGAGAGCUAGAGCCACGAUGUAGGGAGAAUUGGUGCAUAGACAUUUCGGAAGUUAUUUUGAGCGAGCAUGUGUACUUGAGGGGGCGUUUGGGAGGCAUUCGGGGGAGCAUCAUUGGCAUUGGCAUGGGCAAGCGCUGUAUUCAUCACAGCGCCUUUUAUGUACCAAUAGGUAAUACAUUUGCGGAUAAUUUAAGGAAGUGAGGGGUUGUAUUAUAGUUCUCUUGGAUGGCAAGCCGCGUCGUGAGGUAUUGAUGGAGAGCUUAGCUCUGAACCGUUCGCUGUUCAGCUCUCGUCUCUUAAGAACUGGAUAUUUGGAUUUGGAAUUGUUGGUUCACGGUCGGACUGAAGUACCAUGUUCUGUAUGAAGGCGGGAUCAAGAAGUAAUGGUCCAUUGCGUAUGUUGAGGCUAGGCUAAUCUAACCAAUCAAUCAAUCGAAUCUGGCAUAGAAGUAGAAGAUCAGAUUGAAGAGAAGCUCGGACUGGUGC